AUGGCUCAGCGACUUCUUCUGAGGAGGUUCCUGACCUCCAUAAUCUCCGGGAAGCCCUCUCAGAGUCGGUGGGCACCCCUUGCCUCCAGGGCCCUGCAGACCCCACAGUACAGUCCUAGUUACCUGGCAGGAACACCCAGCCAAGCCCGGUCUAUAUACACCACCAGAGUCUGUUCAACAACCUUUAACAUCCAGGAUGGACCUGACUUUCAAGACCGAGUUGUCAAUAGUGAGACACCAGUGGUUGUGGAUUUCCAUGCACAGUGGUGUGGUCCCUGCAAGAUCCUGGGGCCCAGGUUAGAGAAGGUGGUGGCCAAGCAGCAUGGAAAGGUGGUGAUGGCCAAAGUGGAUAUCGAUGACCACACAGACCUCGCCCUAGAGUAUGAGGUGUCAGCUGUACCCACCGUACUGGCCAUGAAGAAUGGGGACGUGGUGGACAAGUUUGUGGGGAUCAAGGAUGAAGACCAGCUGGAGGCCUUCCUGAAGAAGCUGAUUGGCUGA
Molecule: messenger RNA, 501 nt
Organism: Rangifer tarandus platyrhynchus (Svalbard reindeer)
Lineage: Eukaryota; Metazoa; Chordata; Mammalia; Artiodactyla; Cervidae
Source: the annotation of a GenBank genome assembly